AUGCAUAAUGGUACAAAUUUGGCAUGGUUCGAUGCUCGAGAAUAUUGUAUCAAUGAGACAUAUACAUUAGGAACUAAUAAAACAGGUUCUAUUACUCAUUUGGUUGCAUUAGAAUCGGCGACUGAAAUAAAAUCAUUACUUUUUUGGAUGAAAGCUUGGGGUAUACAAAGUCAAUUUUGGAUUGAUGGUGUUAUUUCAUCAUCGACAUGGAAUUGGUCUAAUCAACCAAUAACAUGGUAUUUUAAUGCAAGUGAUGAAAUAAAUAAUCAUAAUGGAUCAUAUUAUCAAAUUGUCUAUAAUACAGCUCAAAAUACUUAUAUCAUAAUUGAUGAAAUCAAUAAUAAAUUGUCAUCUUUCAUUUGUGAAUAUCAAGAACAAUGUGAAACAAAUAAUUCAUGUCAAAAUAAUGCCACAUGUUAUUUAAAUGUUGGUCGAGAACUUUGUAUUUGUGCAGCAGGAUUUACUGGAACAUUGUGUGAACAGCAAAUUGAUGAAUGUUUAUCAUCACCAUGCCAGCAUGGAGGAGAAUGUACUGAUGGUCUUAAUAAUUAUACUUGCGAUUGUUCAGAUAUAUUUUUUCAUGGACCAAAUUGUGAAAUACCUGAUCCUGAUCCAACAGAAAGUCAACGUUCAGCUGCAUUUUGGAGUGUUUUUGGUGUUGUAUGUGGUUUAGUAGUGUUAUUAACAUUAUCAGAUUUACCAUGGGAUGAAAUAGCUGCUGCUAUUGGAUGUCCAUGGUAUCGCUUUCAAUGUUGUUUAAAUCAUGAUGAUGAUAAUGAGGGUGAUAUUGAUAUGAACAGUAUUCGUUCACCUGAUUCAACUGCAAACGAAAAUAAUUUCACAACAAAACAAAUCAUAAUGCCUGGUACAACAGCCAAAGGAAUCAAUUAUCAUAUUAUGAAUACAGUAUGGAAUCCAGAACAACUACGUAUUGAAAUUCCAUUAAAUCCUCAAAUUAAUGAAUAUCGUUCAUUAGAUCAAAGUAAAACACCUGAUAAUGCACUUAUUCGAUCGUUUGCUUCUGUUUUUAUGGCAAAACAAAAACAAAAAGAAUUAGAACAAAAACGUGUUUAUGCUGUUGAUAUAACUGAGCAAAAUAAUUCAACAUUAAAAACAAAAGAUCCAGUUAUGACAAUGAUUAAUUGGACACAACAAUUACAAGAAAAAUUAAAACCUAGACAAUCUCAACCAACAAGUGCAAGUUCGACAAGAGAAUUAAUAUAG
Molecule: messenger RNA, 1224 nt
Organism: Rotaria sp. Silwood2
Lineage: Eukaryota; Metazoa; Rotifera; Eurotatoria; Philodinida; Philodinidae
Source: the annotation of a GenBank genome assembly